AGGCGCUGGUCCCAGCCUUCGGCCAGGUCUCCUGCGCGCCGUGUUGUUAGCAAGUGCACAUUUUGCUGAGAGACAGGGCAGUUGGAAGACUUUCUGUCUGCAAACAGAGGGGACUGAGAGGAAAAGCUGACCACAGAAAGGGCUGCUGCCCAGACCGGCUCUGACGCGAAGGCCCUGGGCCUCCAUUUUUAUUUGCCGCCAGAACAGGGACGGAAACCCGGCGAGGGCCCGGCCUCGGCCGAGGGAGCUGCGCUCAGCCAGGGGAGAGGCGCAGCGUGAGACCCGGCACGGCUGGACGGAGGGCGCGAGGGAGACGCCGGGAUCCUCGGACUCGGUUAUAAAAUAUUUAAGGGCGAACAAAGGAUCGGCGGGAGCCCGGGCCCGAGAUGAGUCUGGAGUCGUUGUUUCAGCACAUCAUCUUCUCCGAGCAUCGGGCCGAGGAGGGUCGCCGCCUGAUGCGCGGAGUGAGGUCGGAAAUUAACAGAUGUCGUGAAAGAAUUAAGAAAGCAACAGAGGAGCUGAACGAAGAGAACGUCAAGUUGGAAUCUAAGGUUCAGGAGUUUUCUGAAAAAUCCUUCUUCUUACAGCUUUUGAAAACUCAUGAAAAUGCCUUAGAAAGACAGUGCAGUGAAAUUACAAACCAAAGGAUUAUGCUUCUCCAAACAUUUGAGGCUACAAAGAAAAAAAUAACAGAGGAGAAGGAAAAAUUUAUUAGGGAAAUUACAGACUUCAAUAAUGAGUAUGAAAUAACAAAGAAAAGAGAGCUUUUGAUGAAAGAAAAUGUCAAGAUUGAAAUAUCUGACUUAGAAAACCAGGCAGACAUUUUAAAAAGGGAAAUGAAGUCAAUGGAACAAGAUAGUGUCCAGUUAAAUGAACUUCAAAAACAAAAGAGUGAAUUAAUACAAGAAUUAUUUACUCUGCAGAGGAAACUUAAAGUUUUUGAAGAUAAAAGGAAUGAAGCCAUUUGUACUACCAAAUACCUAGAGGCAGAAAAAGUAAAAAUCAAGGAAAAGCCUCAAAAUGAUGCUGAAAGCCUAAGACUUAAAAGAGAAUUAGAACUUUAUAAGGAAGAUGACAUGCAAAGUGUUUAUGAAGCUCUCCAAACAGAAAUAGAAUUUUUGGAGUUGACAUUGGCACAGAAAGAUCUUCAGGAGAACAAAUAACUUGUGGAGAAUUGAUUAGCUAUCU
Diceros bicornis minor is the source of this 1188-nucleotide messenger RNA. It is a transcript of the gene CCDC172, whose product is annotated as coiled-coil domain containing 172. The coding region runs from base 387 to 1163 and encodes 258 amino acids. The transcript is spliced from 9 exons. The record is from RefSeq and is a predicted model, not a curated record. Gene Ontology annotation, cellular component: cytoplasm. NCBI's taxonomy places the organism in Eukaryota, Metazoa, Chordata, Mammalia, Perissodactyla, Rhinocerotidae.